UGUUCACCUGCUUCACUCCAACAUUUCCCUUUUUGUUUUAAUCUUCAUGGACCUUUGUGCCUGUUGACACAUGGGAUCCCUGUGGAGCGCCUGGAUCGCUAGAUAAGGGGCUGCUGAAUCAUGAUCACUCCAGCAUUUGAACUGAGUCAAGAGCAACAUUUCCUCACCAUAACGGUCCACGUUCCCUACGCAAGAGCGUCAGAGUUUGACCUCUACAUCGAUGGAGAGGAUUUUAAAUUGUACGCCAAACCAUAUUUCCUGAGAUUGACCCUCCCGGGGAGGAUUGUGGAGGAUGGAAGAGAAAAGGCCUCUUUUGAUGUCGAUAAAGGACUCUUUACAAUCCGGAUCCCUAAAGAGACCCCAGGUCAGCAUUUUGAAGGGCUGGAUAUGCUGACUGCUCUUCUUGCACCAAAAGGAUCCCGAUCUGCCAAACCGUUGGUGGAGGAGAUGGAAGGAUGUGCUGUGACUGAGGAAGAGGAGGAGGAGGAAUUUGACUGGCAGAUUGAUCAGACCCCGUACGUCGUGACCACAGAGGAGGAAUUGAACUCUCUAUGUAAAUAUGGCUUUGGAAAUCAAAGAGCAGGCGUCUUCACCCGACUUCAGGAUGAACUGGGCGACGUCAUUGAUGUGAAGAGUCCAGACAACACCACCGCAGCUGAGCGGAGACAGAACCGUCUGGCUGCUGAACAGGCCAAGUUCGAUCCUGAUCAUUACCUUGCAGACUUGUUUGAAGAUGAUUACAUCCACCACCUUUUGAAAUACCAGCCAUGGUGGAUUGAAGCUAGAAAUGAAAGAGAGAAAAAGCUACGAACAUGUCUUGAACAGCAUACAGAGGAAGCAACAGUGACUUUUUCAGAAGAGGAAAAGGAGCAGCUGAGAAAAUUCACCAACAAAUCCUACCUGUUAGAUAAAAAAGCCUCUCAGCAAGUAUGGAUCAGCCUAGUUGAUAUAAUUCUGGCAUAUGCCUAUGAAGUCCGUGCCACUGAAGGAGAAACAAAUGUUGAAUCAGCGUGGAAUAUAAGGAAGUUGAGUGGAACGCUCAGCUGGCUGGAGUCAUACAACUCAAUUCAAAACGUCUUGGAGUCGUGUGGAAGACGAGUGCUGUGUUAUCCUCUGUACAGACACUUCAAACUUAUAGUGGCAGCAAUACAUGACACCAGUGUGAUAUUACAGCUGGGAAAAGCCUGCGUCCUGAAGUGCUUGUUGGCUAUUCACAGGAUUUUCCGAGAGAAUGACCCUGCCUACAUCCUUAAUGAUCUUUACAUUUCAGACUACUGUGUCUGGAUUCAAAAGGCCAAAUCCAAAAAAGUGGUUGCUCUCGCUGAGGUCCUCCUGAAAACCAAGCUCCGAAAGGCAGACCUAGGUUUUGAAUUGGAGGAGCUGGAAGCAGCAGCUCUGUUAGUACAGGAAGAAGAAAACCGACUAACAGCAGCUUGUCAAGUCUCCAGGCAAAGGCAGAGCUCUUCAGAGAGCGAGGAGGAGACGGGGGACUCUGGUGAAUCAAGCAGCUGUUCUUCAAGCGGGACAGACGAGUCCGAUUCAGAGAAGGGAGAUUCUCCAGGCAGAGCUAAAGACGUACAAAUCAAACAACCAAGCAUUGUGGAGCAAAAGGCUGGUCCUCCAGGAGCAACGAUCAUCCCUGUGGCAAAUCCUAGAGCUGAGCAGUUAGACUGUGCUGCAGAACUGCUAGCUGAUGAAAAUGCAGCUCUUUCAGAUUCCGCUGUGAAAAAGGUUCAAAGUGCCUCUUCGUCGAUAACCAGAAAACUAAUAGAAGAACUCGGGGUGCAAGUGCACUCAGUAGUGAAGAUCUCCGAGUGGUCUGAAGGGGCUGCUUCUGAAAGCUGUAACAUGCUGCAGGAUGAACAAGCAAAGCCUUCUGUAGAAAGCACAGAGCACACAGUGCCGGGACCAGCAGCAGCAGCUCAACAGGGGAAUUUCUUAGAGGUGUGUCCUAAGAGAAGCCCCUUGCUAAUCAUAGCAAACAGCCAUGAGGAUGUAGAAGAUUCUUAGAGUGUGACAUGAAUGCAGAGAGAGAUAAGAGACUUCAAGACUGGUGCCAGGAGGUCUUAACCCCUUCCUACUGCUUGCUUGCAAAGCAUGACUAACUAAUUAGCAGGAUUAACUUGAUGCAUAAUUAAAUUAACUUCCACCCAUA
Messenger RNA from Acipenser ruthenus (sterlet), 2155 nucleotides. It is a transcript of the gene shq1, whose product is annotated as SHQ1, H/ACA ribonucleoprotein assembly factor. Gene Ontology annotation, biological process: box H/ACA snoRNP assembly. NCBI's taxonomy places the organism in Eukaryota, Metazoa, Chordata, Actinopteri, Acipenseriformes, Acipenseridae. The record is from RefSeq and is a predicted model, not a curated record. Bases 121 to 2010 code for a protein of 629 amino acids. Gene Ontology annotation, cellular component: nucleoplasm; cytoplasm. The transcript has 12 exons.